AUGGGGAAAGUGCAGAAGAAAAACAGCAAAGGGCGUUUAGAUAGAUACUACUACCUUGCAAAAGAAAAGGGCUAUCGUGCUCGUUCUUCAUUCAAAAUCAUCCAGAUAAAUGAAAAAUUUGGUCACUUUUUGGAAAAGUCAAAGGUUGUCAUUGAUUUAUGUGCGGCACCAGGGUCAUGGUGUCAAGUUGCAUCACAGCUAUGUCCUGUUAAUUCGUUGAUUAUUGGGGUGGAUAUUGUCCCUAUAAAGCCCUUGCCAAAUUGUAUAACAUUUCAAAGUGACAUCACCACUGAAGAUUGUAGGAGUAAAUUGCGUGGACAUAUGAAAACUUGGAAGGCUGACACAGUACUACAUGAUGGUGCCCCAAACGUUGGUUUGGGUUGGGUUCAAGAUGCCUUCACGCAGUCGCAGUUGACCUUGCAGGCGUUGAAGUUGGCAGUUGAGAACUUGAUUGUGGGUGGAACAUUUGUCACCAAGAUUUUCCGAUCAAGAGAUUACAACAAUUUGAUGUGGGUAUUUCAACAAUUAUUCGACAAGGUUGAGGCCACGAAACCGCCAAGUUCAAGAAACGUUUCUGCAGAAAUUUUCGUUGUGUGUAGGGGAUUCAAAGCACCAAAGAAAUUGGAUCCUCGAUUAUUGGACCCUCGUGAAGUGUUUGAGGAGUUGAAUGAUAAAAAGAGUGUUAACAACGAGGAGAAGGUUUUCAAUCCGGAGAAAAAAAGAAGGCAAAGACAAGGUUACGAAGAGGGAGAUUACACUUUGUUCCAUACCAUGCCAAUCAUGCAAUUUAUCAAAGAGGAUGAUCCAAUAAACCAGUUGGGACAACUCAACAAGUUUGAUAUUGAUGAAAGUGACCAUGAGUGGAAGAUUGUGAAGAAGCUAAAGUCUUAUAGUGAAGAGUUGAGAGAGUGUUUUAAGGAUUUGAAAAUUCUUGGAAAGAAGGAGUUUAAACAUAUAUUGCGGUUCCGUAAACAAGCCAGGGACUUGUUGGGAAUCGACAAGGAGGAGGAGAAACCUGAGAUUGAAGUGGAGGAAUUGACAGAAGAGCAGAAAAUAGACCAAGAAUUGAACCAAAUGUUGGAGAAGCAAAAGCAAAAAGCUAAAAGAGCCAAAAAGACGGCAAACGAGUUGAAACAAAAGGAGAUUAUUAGAAACCAAAUGCAAAUGGUUACUGAUAUGAAUAUUGGUAUAGAUGCUGCGCAAAUUGGGGCAGAUUCUUUGUUCAAUUUAAAGACUGCUGAAAAGUCGGGCCAGUUGAGCAAACUAGCUGCUGGGAAAAAGGCAAUGGUUUUUUCGGAGGAAGAUCGCGCAAGGGAUACAGAAAUUCAUUUCGAUGAACAGGAUGCAAACAGUGAGGAUGAGAUUGACGAGUUGGAGGCUCAAUUGGAUGAUAUGUAUGAGCAGUAUCAAAACCGAAGGGCCGAAAGAGAUGCUAAAUAUAAAGCCAAAUUGGCUAGAGGUGGUGAUGAUGAGGCAUGGGAUGGUAUAGAGUCAGGCGAGGAAGAAAAAGAUGAGCUAGACUACGAAGUGGAUGGUCUGGACUCGGAUGAGGAUGACGACGAACAUAUCAAAUUGAUAGCCGAGGGUAAACAGAAUGGAGAACUCACUAAAACCGCGAGAAGUUUUUUUCAAUCAGAUUCAAUUUUCAAUGAGCUUGAUGAUGAGGAUUUGAUCGAAGAAUCGAGACCUAGAUCUGAAAAGGGGGCAGCAGUGGCAACAGUUCCAACAAAUGGAAAAGCUGAAACAGAAGCUAUAGCGGGCUUUGAAUCCGAUUCUGAUUCCGACUUUGAGAUUGUGCCAAACACAAUUGACGACAACGCGGAAGAAGACGAUGAAAGCGAUGACGAAAACUUGUCCAACAAGGAGAGGGUUGACAUAACAACAGCAGAAGCGAUGACCUUGGCCCAUAAAGUGGCACUUGGCCAAAUGUCAAAGAAAGAUCUCAUUGAGGAAGGUAUCAACAGAUACUCUUUCCGUGACAAAGAGAACCUCCCUGAAUGGUUCCUCGAUGAUGAACAAAAGCAUUCGAAAUUGAUCAAGCCGAUUUCUAAAGAGGCCAGUUUGGCAAUCAAGGAGAAACUCAAGCAAUUGAACGCCAGGCCUAUAAAGAAAGUGUUGGAGGCUAAGGGUAGAAAGAAGAUGAGAGCUUUGCGUCGUUUGGAGAAAUUGAAGAAGAAAUCCGACUUGAUCAAUGAGGAUAGCUCUAAGUCCGAAUACGACAAAGCCGCAGAGAUUUCCAAGUUGAUGCAAAAGGCUAAAAACAGUGGAAAGGAUAAACGAAAGAAAAUGACUGUUGUUGUUGCCAGAGGAUCUAAUAGAGGGCUUAGUGGAAGGCCAAAGGGUGUCAAGGGUAAGUAUAAGAUGGUCGAUGGUGUUAUGAAGAAUGAACAGAGAGCAUUAAAGAGGAUUGCAAAGAAGCAUAAGAAGUAA
Lodderomyces theae is the source of this 2430-nucleotide messenger RNA. It is a transcript of the gene SPB1, whose product is annotated as 27S pre-rRNA (guanosine2922-2'-O)-methyltransferase. The coding region runs from base 1 to 2430 and encodes 809 amino acids. The record is from RefSeq and is a predicted model, not a curated record. The transcript has a single exon. Gene Ontology annotation, molecular function: rRNA (guanine) methyltransferase activity; rRNA (uridine-2'-O-ribose)-methyltransferase activity. Lineage: Eukaryota; Fungi; Ascomycota; Pichiomycetes; Serinales; Debaryomycetaceae. Gene Ontology annotation, cellular component: nucleus; preribosome, large subunit precursor; nucleolus. Gene Ontology annotation, biological process: rRNA methylation; maturation of 5.8S rRNA from tricistronic rRNA transcript (SSU-rRNA, 5.8S rRNA, LSU-rRNA); maturation of LSU-rRNA from tricistronic rRNA transcript (SSU-rRNA, 5.8S rRNA, LSU-rRNA).